CCUUUUAUACCUGAGAUUUUUUAUUUGAUCCUAAAGAGGUUUCCUUUUUGUGUGUGGUGAUUGGUGAAGAAGCGUAGCAGUAGUAAGUUGAAAGAAUGGAAGGAAAAGGAGGGUCAACAUCAUCACCAUCAUCAACAACAAGAGUUCCACUGCUGAAUGAGAGUGAGAGUUGCACAUUCCAGAAACCCUUAUCCAAAAUUCAUCUUCUCAUAACCUGCAUGGCUCUCUCUGCAGCUUUAGCCUUUGCGUUCCUCUUCUUCUCUGUUUCAUCACCACCACCAUCAACAUCAUCUAACCCAACAGCUCGUCCUCUCACUAAUCUCAAACGCCCUGUCGUUCUCCUCAUUUCCUCAGAUGGGUUUCGUUUUGGUUACCAAUUCAAGACACCCACACCCAACAUUCACCGUUUGAUCCAAAACGGCACGGAGGCCGAAACGGGUUUGAUUCCCGUUUUCCCCACUAUCACUUUCCCCAAUCAUUAUUCCAUUGUUACUGGUCUCUACCCUCCUUACCACGGCAUCAUCAAUAACUACUUCUUCGAUCCAAUCACUGGCGAGAAAUUCACCAUGUCAAGCCACGAAUCCAAGUGGUGGUUGGGCCAACCCUUGUGGGAAACUGUUCUAGACAAUGGCUUGAAUGCUGCUACCUACUUCUGGCCUGGUUCUGAGGUAAAGAAAGGUUCUUGGACUUGCCCUUUUAAGUAUUGUGAGCAUUAUAAUGGUUCUGUUCCCUUUGAGGAUAGAGUUGAUACAAUUUUGGAGUAUUUUGAUUUGCCUAGUGAUGAAAUCCCUUCAUUUAUGACACUUUAUUUUGAGGACCCUGAUCAUCAGGGUCAUGAGGUUGGACCUGAUGACACUGAGAUCACUGAAGCUGUUUCUAGGAUUGAUAGCAUGAUUGGGAGGCUGAUUAAAGGUUUGGAACAAAGAAGGGUUUUUGAGGAUGUUACUAUUAUUUUGGUGGGUGACCAUGGCAUGGUUGGUACAUGUGAUAAAAAGCUCAUUUUUUUAAAUGAUUUGGCACCUUGGUUGGUGAUUCCACCAGAUUGGGUUCACUCAUAUUCUCCCUUGCUUGCAAUUCGUCCUCCUCCUUCUCUUUCACCUGCUGAUGUUGUUACUAAGAUGAAUGAAGGAUUGAGCUCGGGGAAAGUUGAGAACGGGAGAAAGUUGAAGGUGUAUCUGAAGGAAGAUCUUCCUCAACGGCUUCAUUAUGCAGCGAGCGAUCGGAUUCCGCCGAUAAUUGGUUUGGUUGAAGAAGGUUUUAAGAUUGAGCAGAAUAGAACAAAUAACAAAGAAUGUGGCGGUGCACAUGGUUAUGACAAUGCGUUCUUCUCCAUGAGGACCAUUUUCAUUGGACACGGCCCUCAAUUUGCAAGAGGGAGGAAGAUACCCUCAUUUGAGAAUGUCCAGAUUUAUAAUUUGGUUACCUCUAUCCUCAAGAUAAAGGGUGCACCCAAUAAUGGUUCUGCCUCUUUUGCAGACUCCGUUCUUCUACCAGAUGUAGCAUCCCAGAAGGCCCACACAUCUCUUGGACUACCAGAUCGGAUAGCAAAAGGCUACACAUACUGGCUCACAGCUGCGCUACUGUGUUUCCAUUUGUUAUUCUAUUAUUUUCAUUAGCUUUCACGUGCUAUUUGCAUGUUAUUCUGUUAGCAUUCUUUGGGACUACCAGCCCUGACACCUUUGAUAUCUGCAGGUCUCGUACAAAUAGCAUUAUUCCUUAAUACUCGUGUGUUAAAAAAAAGUAUGCAAAUCGCAUCAUCCCAUUUGAAUUUUAAGUUCCUAUCUUAGACUCCUCAUUUAUAUUAGGUACUAGGAAAUAGGAAUGGUUCCUUAUCAAACUUCAAAGAUUCGUUCACUGGAUACACUUGCAAGACAUUUUCCUUCUAUCUGGUGUUGAGUUCUGUAACACCUUCCUCUCCUACUUCCCUCUCUUUUCCUGGCAGAGUUUGGCAAUAUGAUUCUCCCUUUUUUUAGCAAAGAUAAAUUAUGAGUUUCAACUUCUCAAAAGCUCAUUCUUGUCUCUUAAAUACCAACCAGUUAUUUCUAUUACGGCUACUACUGGCACACUCUUGUUGGGUGAGAACCUAAUUCCAUAUAGAUGGAGCAUCUCUCUUCAAUAUGUGAUUCUUCCAUCUAUAGAUACCCUUGUAAACUUCGGCAUGUCAUCGAAUUGUUCCGAUUAUGGCAUCUCACUGAACAUACUUUUUAGUUCAGUUUGAAAACAUUUCAUUAGGUCUUGAAUGUAGUUAUUAAGAAUUGCCUUUGGUAAUCAAACGUAGGUAGGAAGUGAAUGAUAUCUGAAUCAAAAUUUCUACUCGGAGGGUGUUUGGUUCGAUACUUUACAUUUUCGGGAAUGCUUACAUGGAAAAGUUGGAUUUCCAUGUAAAAAACUUCCAUGAAAAUAUGAUUUCCAGAAAUAACAUUUGUUCAAUAUUUUCACACUGUCAUUCCUAUGAUAUGUGGGUAUCCUACAUUCCCAUGGCAUAAAUAUUUUGUCAUUUGUAAUGUCCAGAAAACUGACUAUCAUUCAACUGCAUUGCUGCUAGCUGAGGCUAUUUACUAGAAACAUUUGGGAUAACCCAAAUGCUGUUCAUUAUUUCUGGGAAUAUCAUUUUACUAAAAUAGUACACCCUGAAAUAGUAUUCAUGGGGAUGUUUUUUGAAAACUUCAAUCAAACGCCUCCUACAGUUUGAUUGUAAUGGCACAGACCACCCAGAUCAAAUUGCACUUGCCCCUUUUUAUCUUUUAUCUGCUCAUUAAUGCCCUUUUCAACUUGUUGAAAACUUUGCUUCAACUGUCUGCUGCACAGCAAACGGUGCAAACUUGUUAUCUGGUCAGAAAUGGCAGCCAAUGAUACCAUUUACCAUGUAUGUUUGAUGUCACGAGUUCUUAAAUCGUUUCCACAAUUCCAUCGGCAUGCAUCAAACGUGCUUAUACAGAGAUGCAAGUGUGGUUAUUGGUUCUGUUACUUAAUCAUGGUCAUCAAAUGUGCCUAUAAAAGAGGUGAAAGAAGACUAUGGCUGAGCAAGUAAGUCAAAGAUAUAAAAACACAGAGUUGAAUUUUUUUUAGGAGAAUUUGCUGUG
Messenger RNA from Gastrolobium bilobum, 3083 nucleotides. RefSeq lists its product as uncharacterized. Gene Ontology annotation, cellular component: vacuole. The coding region runs from base 96 to 1616 and encodes 506 amino acids. NCBI's taxonomy places the organism in Eukaryota, Viridiplantae, Streptophyta, Magnoliopsida, Fabales, Fabaceae. The transcript has 2 exons. The record is from RefSeq and is a predicted model, not a curated record.